AACCGGGGUCUGGGGAGGAAAGGGCGGCCUCACUUUGGCAAGGGAAAGAGGAGCCUUGUGGACCUCUGCACCGGGUAACUCGUCUUGGGGGUCCGCACCUGAGGGCCGGAUCCAAGUAAUCCUCGUUAGUUACUCCAAGGGGUAGUCAGUCUAGAAGCCUGUGAGUCGCAGACAGUGAGGCCGGCGCUAAGACUCCACUUCCCAGGAGGUGUCGGGGCAUCCAGCGGAGGCUGCGUCUGACGACGGGGUUGGGACUCGGUAGCUGCCCGGAUGUGGCGCCGAGCUCGCCGGGCCUCCCCACCCUCGCCACAGUCGCGCUGGGAGGCUCUGCCCGCUGUCGUCAACAGCGGUGGAAGACGACCGCUUUUGCUUUGGCAGAAAGAAGGAAAGAAAGAAAAAGACAACAGGAUGAGCGAUGCAUCUAUUCCCCCAAAUUCCUAAGAAAAAUUCACUUAUGUACCUACACAUAAUAUCACAUACUUCAGAGGCGACUUCUAGGACCUACUGAAGUUUAUCCUCUAGCAGUCCAUGGACUCCAUGGACUCCAAGGAAAGAAUGCAGACAAUCAAAUGUGUGGUUGUAGGAGAUGGGGCUGUAGGUAAGACCUGCCUCCUCAUCAGUUACACAACAAAUGCCUUUCCUGAGGAGUAUAUCCCCACUGUCUUUGAUAACUAUAGUGCCCAGACGUCUGUGGAUGGCCAGAUCGUCAGCCUGAACCUGUGGGACACAGCUGGCCAAGAGGAGUAUGACCGACUGCGAACUCUAUCCUACCCCCAGACCAAUAUCUUUGUCAUUUGUUUUUCCAUUGGCAGCCCAUCCUCGUAUGCCAAUGUGAGGCAUAAGUGGCACCCUGAGGUCUCCCAUCAUUGCCCCAAUGUACCUGUUCUGCUGGUAGGUACCAAGAGAGACCUGCGGGAUGACAUUGAGACAGUGAAGAAGCUGAAGGAACAGAGCCUAGUGCCCACAACUCCUCAGCAAGGCACUUCCCUGGCUAAGCAGGUGGGGGCUGUGAAGUAUCUAGAAUGUUCAGCCCUGAUGCAGUAUGGGGUGCACGAGGUAUUUUCAGAAGCCGUCCGGGCUGUGCUUUACCCUGCCACAAAGAAGAACACCAAGAAGUGUGUCCUUUUAUAGCUUUUUGGGUGCUAUUUGGGGACUGCACCGAAGGGGGAAUAAGAGGGAUUCCUUUGAUAGCAUUGAACAAUGCCAGCAUGAGCCAUUUGUCUCUUUUCCUAGAAACCCUAGACUCCAGGUUAUCGGGAUUUUGGAGGAACAAAGACAGCCUUGUUUGUACAUGGUUGCUGUGAAGUUUGGUCUGAACCUUUUGGAGGAAGUUUGGGGGGAGAGGGGGAGAGAGAGAGAGAGAGAGAGAGACUGACUUUUACCUCUGAACUAGCUUUCCUAGCUGUAUUACCAUUGAGCAAGUGCCUCACAGAAGGACAAGUUUCUACAGUUUCGAAAGCAUUGCCUUAAACCUUCUGAUACAGUAAUUUCGGAAAAUCAUUUUAUGUGUGACUCCUGGGUGUUCCCAGUGUCGACAUGUUCUUCCCAUUCUGGAGAUGGGACAUGUUUGCAAAAAUGGUUAAGCAGCAUUUCUUGAAGUUCUGGAAGAUACUAAUUGAUGUUCCUUAACAAGGUUCUGUGGUCAAGUAAGUCAGGAACCAGUGGGUUUUUUUUAAGUGUAUAUUUAAAUUCCAGUUAGUUAGCAGACUAUGAUAUUAGUUUCAGGUGUACAAU
Messenger RNA from Mustela erminea (ermine), 1734 nucleotides. Its product is annotated as rho-related GTP-binding protein RhoG-like. The coding region runs from base 529 to 1131 and encodes 200 amino acids. The transcript is spliced from 4 exons. Gene Ontology annotation, molecular function: protein kinase binding; GTP binding; GTPase activity. Gene Ontology annotation, cellular component: cytoplasmic vesicle; cytoskeleton; plasma membrane. The record is from RefSeq and is a predicted model, not a curated record. Gene Ontology annotation, biological process: cortical cytoskeleton organization; small GTPase-mediated signal transduction; regulation of actin cytoskeleton organization. NCBI's taxonomy places the organism in Eukaryota, Metazoa, Chordata, Mammalia, Carnivora, Mustelidae.